AUGGUGCUCAUGACACCAACGGCAGCACAGUUCAAUCACUGGAUACAGUCUACUGCUUCGACCAGCUCAUCGAUCACAAUGACCCUGACAAGGGCACUUUUCAGCAGCGAUACUGGAUGGCGUGGCACUUCUAUGAAGAUGUGGUCCUAUCAUACUCUUUACGUCCGGAAAGGAGAUUACUCGGCAGUAUACCCGCUACCUCGCAUACGCUACUAUCAUGGGACGGAUUCAAUAACAACAUGGCGGAGCGAAUAUCUUUCCGAACAUCGCCUUCUCGGAGAGUCGGAUCCAUAUUACGACCCACCGUCCACUGUCCAGAGCUUGCAGAUUCUUACACCCGCGCAGAGCUUCGAGGAUCUGGAGUACUUCGUGAGGGACGUCAAGUUUCCCCCGCCCAUCGAUGAUCCCAACAGUGCGCCGUAUGUAUUAGUUGGCAGCAGUUACUCCGGGGGCUUGACAGCUUGGAUUAUGGCUGCGGAGCCAGAUCUCUUCGCUGCCGGACGAGCCUCCUCCGCGGUUGGCGAGGUCAUCGUGUAA
Peniophora sp. CBMAI 1063 is the source of this 537-nucleotide messenger RNA. Lineage: Eukaryota; Fungi; Basidiomycota; Agaricomycetes; Russulales; Peniophoraceae. The record is from the annotation of a GenBank genome assembly.